AUGUCUUCCAUAUUCCGUGCUCAACGACGACAAAGCUGGACUACUACCACUACCGCUGGCUCCGAUGCACAAUCUUCUGACCUAGAAACCCAGCACGAGGGAAAUGAGACGGUCAAUUCUUCGGUUUCAUCUCGAUAUUCAUUACAACCAGUCCCGCGAAUUCCGUCAUUGAGGUUGGGGGAUGGUAUAUCGUUUAGGGAGUCUUUUGAUGGAGAUGAGACGUUUUCGAUGCAUACGCGUUCGUUUUCGGCGGAUUUUGGGAGGAGGAUGUUGGGAUCGGUUGUGGAGGGGGAGGAGAGUGGUGGGCUUAGAGGCGCGAGGAGUAGUUCGCUUAGACAGGUUGUGAGGGGUGGUUAUGGUGAUGGUGAGGAGGGGAGAAGGACUGGGAAGGAGUCUGGCCUACGGAAUGGGUUAUCAAUUGCGAUGGAUUCGCAUAAUGAUGCUGUUAGCGUUCCGGUUGACAGUCAUGGGACAGUUGAUCAAGCCACGGGACCUGGAAAGGAGUCGAAGGAUGGCGUUGGAGAGAUCGGAUCGCUACAUUUUGCUGCUGAUGUGGAUCGAAAGGAUGACUCUGGCUCGACCCAGUCAAGGGCAUCUGAUCCCGAACAAAAUACUCCUCCGACUAUCUCACCAGUAUCACCACCUCUGCCGCAUGAACCAUCCCAGUCAGGCAGUCAGGUGUUAGGACAAAGCGAUAUCAGCCAUGCACUUCUUACAGCGUUACCUCAACUUACUCUCGAGCCAACAGCGCAACCGAGACUCAGUCCACCGGGAACAGAUGAAAAGCUUCAUAGCCCGGUAUCACCACCCUUACCACAAAACGGAAACCUAGUUCCUCCCCAACCAGCAAACCGACGGGACUCCAUCGUCUCCCAAAUCUCAGAAAUUAGCCAAGAUGAAAUGGAUCGUAUUCGUGAAAAGUUCGACGAAGACGGCAUUUACACUGGUGAACCAUCACCCACACGAUCUCAAGUUUCAGAAUUGACCGAUGAUGAUGAAGAUGAUGACAUUGUUGACGCUAUGAGAGAAAAACUAGACGAAGCUGGGUUUCAUUCUGAUCCUGAAAAGGACACUUUGGAACAAUUUCCUCGACCUCCGACGGCUACGUCGGGAAAUGAGCCUAUGCGUGUUGUGAGAAUGAGUCGAUUCUCUAUUGAUAAGAAGACGGCUGCACAAAGUAGUGAGAAUGAUACAAGGCGAUACUCUAGGUUUUCGUUUGAGAGUGAAGGGAAUGCUCUUGCGGAGGAGAUGCUUGUGAAUGCACAUGGCCGGCGGUCAGGGCAGGCUUAUCAGCGGAAUGCAGAGACUAAGUUUGAAGAAUCUCAUGUUCCUGUGACUUUGGGUGAAGACGCACCAGAUGAGGCUCCGCCACUGUUCGAUGAUAGCGAGGCUCCAUACAGCGAUGACCGCAAGGGACAUCAAGCCCGAGUAGAGACCUUGGGGAAUGAUAAUCGAGUUUCGGAUUCACAAAAUAGACAGUCCUUGCGACCAGAGGCUGCUCAGAGUCCGCCUAGAUAUCAACCUAUCCAAUCAUCACCACCACCGCAUAUGAAUACCUUGUGGAAGACUGGCCGACUACCGGUUUUACACGCAAAUCGUGAUUCAGUAACAUCUUCGUCUGUGUCUUCCGUGAGCAAUCCGAACGUGGAUCCAAAUGCUCAGAGAAUAGCAAUUUCUCCCGAACCACCACUUAUCGGAUCUCACAAUCAGCACCGUCCCAGUCCUGAGUUGAGAGACUCAAACAAGCCAAAUCGACCACGAAUCGACGAUGUAACUACAAAUCACACGCCAGGGUGGUCGUUAUGGGCUAAUCAUGGACGAUCCCAGCAGCGUACUUCCAAUGGAAUCGCAAGUAAUUAUUCACCUCAUUCCAGCGGCAGUCCUGGAAAACGUGAUGAGGAAAGUCUUCAUAGCGGCGAUAGCAUGACGGUGCAAGCUGCUGCGUCUCGUCUGGAUUUGCGCUCGGAACCAUCGCCAUUGAUGAAUAGUAGUGAGACCGCUUCGGAUCAUUCUAAUCCUGGGAAGAUUUCUAGUCAACUUCUUAAUAAGGUGAAGUUUAUGGGCAAGAGGACUAAAGGUGCUCCAGCGGCAGCUAUUGCUCCGCCGGUGGAAACGAUUGAGACGAAGGUUGUUGAGAAGAGGAAAGAGAAGAAAACCGAUGGGAAGAAGGGGGCGCUGUCGAGAUUUGGGGGUAUCUUCAAUCGCUCCGGCCCGAAUCCGCGACCUGAAGAAACUGUCCAAUUAGCUAAAUACUCUCAAGUCAGCGAAAAUACAUGGACUGGCGGUGGACGUUCAAGCUAUCCGCAAGCCACGGCCCAUCAGCAACCCUACACUGCAGGGACAGCAUCAAGUCGGCAUGCCUCGAUGCCAGCACAAGAUAAAGCGUUACCAUCACCGCCAGGUGGAUAUUAUGCUCCCCCUUCUAAGCCUAUGUACGAACCAUCAGUAAACUACGCGAACCAGGCGUAUCCGCCAUACAACAGCACUUCUAUGAAUGGAUACCAGCAUCUACCAGCACAAUACGCACCAAACACUGGGCAAUACGCCCAUCAAUCACCUCCCUUCCAACCUCAACCCCUACAAUACCUUCAACCGCAACCGGCCGCUCCGCCACAGCAUCAAAUCUCCAUAUCCAGCCGGUCUUACAACAACAUCUCCCCAACCAUUAACAGCAGCACCAGCGCCUCCCCCGAACUCGAACAAUCACGCAGUCGAGCCCGAGAUCUACGUAUGCGCUCUCGCAGCCCUCGUCCAGCCCAAAUACGAGCCCCACCAUCCGGAAGCGAGAACCUCAACUACUCUGAUCCCAUCUACAAUCUCGGGAAAUUCCAUGCUGUGACAGAAACACCACGCAUAGGCGAUCAAUCACUCCCAUUCCCAAUCACGCUUCCAGAUGACCUGGCAAAUGGACAAUUAUCACCUCGGAAUUCAAUACAACCUGAAUCGGCUAUAUUCUUCGAUCGAAAUCGAGCAGGUAAUCAAAACGCUGGAUUGGGAUUCAAUCAGUCAACUCAGAUGUCAACUAUCGAAUUCACCCUGGAAGGCACAACUACAGCAGCGGGCAAUACUGGCGGCAAGUCAAACUCAGAGAUGUACGAGACCAGACCGGUUCAUGCCAAAAACACAGUUCCCGUUGAACUACCCGUCCCCAAUGAGAACGAUGAAGAGGAAAUCGUCAUGUCGAGUACAGCGUAUCCAGGACAGGAAUGGCAGCCUCCAGGGUUUGAGCAGUGGGCACCUUAUUAA
This is a messenger RNA of Talaromyces stipitatus ATCC 10500, 3246 nucleotides long. RefSeq lists its product as uncharacterized. The record is from RefSeq and is a predicted model, not a curated record. Lineage: Eukaryota; Fungi; Ascomycota; Eurotiomycetes; Eurotiales; Trichocomaceae. The coding region runs from base 1 to 3246 and encodes 1081 amino acids. The transcript is spliced from 2 exons.